AUGACCGUUACCAUCAAAGAACUGACUAACCACAACUACAUUGACCAUGAACUAUCAGCCACCUUAGACUCGACGGAUGCGUUCGAGGGGCCUGAGAAGUUGCUGGAAAUCUGGUUCUUUCCUCACAAGAAGUCCAUCACCACUGAAAAGACGUUGAGAAAUAUUGCCAUGGACAGAUGGAUCGAGAUUUUGAAACUAGUCAAGUGCGAAGUUCUUUCUAUGAAGAAGACCAAAGAACUGGACGCCUUUUUGUUGAGUGAGUCCUCGCUCUUCGUCUUCGAUCAUAAAUUGACGAUGAAGACGUGUGGUACUACGACCACAUUGUUCUGUCUCGAAAAGCUUUUCCAGAUCGUUGAGCAAGAGUUGUCGUGGGUUUUCCAGAGAACGCAAGGGGGUAAGUACAAACCGUUCAAAGUGUUCUAUUCUAGACGAUGUUUCCUUUUCCCCUGCAAACAAGCUGCUAUCCAUCAAAACUGGGCUGACGAAGUCGACUAUUUGAACAAAUUUUUCGACAAUGGUAAAAGCUAUUCCGUGGGAAGAAAUGACAAGAGCAACCAUUGGAACCUGUACGUCACUGAGACGGAUCGCCCCACACCUCAGGGGAAGGAGUACAUCGAGGACGACGACGAAACUUUCGAAGUACUAAUGACGGAGCUGGACCCUGAGUGUGCUAGUAAGUUUGUUUGCGGCCCUGAAGCAUCUACAACUGCCCCGGUAGAGCCGAACGAAGACAAAGGCCACAACCUUGGCUACCAAAUGACCAAAAACACAAGGCUUGACGAAAUAUACGUGAACUCAGCUCAAGACUCAAAUUUAUCAUUUCACCACGAUGCAUUUGCAUUCACGCCAUGCGGAUACUCAUCCAAUAUGAUUCUCGAUGAAAAAUAUUAUUACACCCUGCACGUGACUCCAGAAAAGGGUUGGUCCUACGCCUCUUUCGAAAGUAACAUACCCGUUUUUGACAUUUCUCAAGGGAAGCAAGAUAACUUGGACGUUCUUCUACAUAUCCUGAACGUUUUUCAACCAAGAGAGUUCUCGAUGACCUUCUUCACCAAAAACUAUAAGAACCAAUCCUUCCAAAAACUAUUAAGCAUCAACGAGUCACUGCCCGAAUAUACCAAGUUAGACAAAAUUGUUUAUGAUUUGGAUGACUACCAUCUUUUCUAUAUCAAAUUACAGAAGAAAAUAUGA
Saccharomyces paradoxus is the source of this 1191-nucleotide messenger RNA. It is a transcript of the gene SPE2, whose product is annotated as adenosylmethionine decarboxylase SPE2. The transcript has a single exon. Gene Ontology annotation, cellular component: cytosol. Lineage: Eukaryota; Fungi; Ascomycota; Saccharomycetes; Saccharomycetales; Saccharomycetaceae. Gene Ontology annotation, molecular function: adenosylmethionine decarboxylase activity. The record is from RefSeq and is a predicted model, not a curated record. Gene Ontology annotation, biological process: spermine biosynthetic process; spermidine biosynthetic process. Bases 1 to 1191 code for a protein of 396 amino acids.